AUGGACACACCUAGCGCAGCGCUGCAUAGACAUACUGUCGGGCAGCUGCGGAAAUUGCUACUGCACCGAGAGGGUUCUGCGGGCUGUGGACGCUUGCAGCCGGCUUUAGAUGGGUCACAGCCGUUGGACUCUCCACUCAGCACCGUGCCCUCGUCGCGCAGCCAGGUGCGCGUGCAGCAGGAAUUGUGGAAGCAGGAUCCAACAUACUUCCAGAAGGCGGCGCUGUCGGCACUGGCAUGUAUGAAGAUACUGCGACAUGCCUUUGAUGGCGGAGACAUGGAAGUGCUCGGUAUGCUGCUGGGGUAUGUGCAAGAUGAGAUGAUAGUUGUGGUGGAUUCGUAUAGGCUGCCUGUGGAGGGCACCGAAACGCGGGUGAACGCGCAGAUGGAAUCCUAUGAGUACACGGUGCAGUACCUGGAGACGGCGGUGCCAGAGGGGCUCGCGAUAGUGGGCUGGUACCACUCGCAUCCGGGAUAUGGAUGCUGGCUGAGUGGCAUUGAUGCGGAGACUCAGACGCUCAAUCAGAACUUCCAGGACCCGUAUCUGGCGAUUGUAGUUGAUCCUAAACGCUCCAAGGCUAGUGGGGUCAUUGACAUUGGCGCGUUCCGGACGAUGCCCGAGACCGCGGACACGAGAUCAGUGUCCUCGCACUCAAACGCCUCGCGUUACGGACACCACUCGGCCCGGUAUUAUGAGCUGGAAGUUUCGUACUUUGAAGUGCCGCAGGAAAGGCGAUGGUGCGACUCGAGGCUGUCGGUCGAGCCACCUAAGCCUGCUGAUGCCACCGAGAGGGCCAUGCUGGCGCAGUUGCUGGAAGCAGCGAAGGCGUGCAAAAACGUCAAACGCCUGCAAACAGUAGAUAGAGCCCUAGUCCCGGAAUCGAUCGGGCCAUACGCACUUCGCGAACAGGCAGACCAAGAUCUGCAAUUCCGGCGUCCUCUGCGCUCAUUCUCUAGCAACAGUAUUGCCCGCAGGAGCAGCACUGAAGUCGCAUUGGGGAAUGCGAAUGAAGAGCUAGACCCCUUGCCCACCCUUGCAGAUGCGAACCUUCGUAACCAUGACAGUCCAUCCGCAGAUAUGGCUAUGGAUAACACGAGUAUUUCUAGCAACGAAGAGCAGCCUCAUCUGACAUUCCAAGAAUCUUCCGGUGUGCAACUUAAUGCCGCAGAGACCGAGUAUUUUGACAUAAAGAAUGAAUUACUGACCUUGAAGUUACUGGAAUAUCAAAAAGCAAGGUUUUACAGAGAUGCGUUCACGCUAUAG
This is a messenger RNA of Eremothecium gossypii ATCC 10895, 1263 nucleotides long. RefSeq names its product COP9 signalosome catalytic subunit RRI1 (gene RRI1). The record is from RefSeq and is marked provisional. Gene Ontology annotation, molecular function: deNEDDylase activity; metallopeptidase activity; protein binding. The coding region runs from base 1 to 1263 and encodes 420 amino acids. Gene Ontology annotation, cellular component: cytoplasm; COP9 signalosome. Gene Ontology annotation, biological process: protein deneddylation. The transcript has a single exon. NCBI's taxonomy places the organism in Eukaryota, Fungi, Ascomycota, Saccharomycetes, Saccharomycetales, Saccharomycetaceae.